Camellia sinensis is the source of this 1035-nucleotide messenger RNA. The record is from RefSeq and is a predicted model, not a curated record. NCBI's taxonomy places the organism in Eukaryota, Viridiplantae, Streptophyta, Magnoliopsida, Ericales, Theaceae.
AUGAUAGGGCCCCCUGAUACUAGAAGGAGGGGUAGGCGGUGUGAAUAUCAGAAGGACCGUGGCCACGACACUGACAGCUGUUAUGCACUAAAGGACCAUUUGGAGGAGUUCGUGCAAGAUGGACGACUGGCGCAGCAUAUCCGAAAGAACAAUCCACCAAACACGAUCACCUUACGGCUGGAUUCACCCCCACUUGGCGUAAUUCACAUAAUAUACAACCUCUUAUCGCCAACCCAAGUUGUUCCAAUCAGCUACAAUCAAUUACCCCACUUUCUAACUAAAUAUGGCAUUGAGCAAAUUCGGGGCCCUCAGAAAUCAACACAGGCAUGCUAUCUUAUUACUGCUGUAAAAAAGCCAAAGGAACUGGAAGUGAACUCGAUUGAAGUACCAGAUCGAGAAAGCCUAGAGGACAUUGGGAAAACCCCCAGCGAGAAGGCAACUGAAGACCUUGAUUGGGUUGAAAUCAAUGGGGACCUUGACGAGUUCUUCAUGAUCGGCACUUCCCUGAACAAAGUUGAAAGACACGAUCUGCGUGCAUCAGCCGUUAUUGAUGAAAUUGACAGGUUGCUUGAUGUCAGGGCAAUUCGUGAAGUAACUUAUCCCACAUGGCUGUCCAAUAUCGUGGUUGUAAAGAAGAAAAAUGGCUCUUGGCACGUUUGUGUAGAUUUCACGGACUUGAAUAGGGCUUGUCCCAAGGAAUGUUUUCCUCAUCCCAAAAUUGACCAACUUGUGGAUGCAAUGGCGCAUCAUCAGUGCAUAAGCCUCUUGGACGCCUACAAGGGUUAUCACCAAAUUGCCAUGCAUCCAGAAGACCAAGAAAAGACCGCAUUCCUCACCCCAAGGGAAACCUAUUGCUACAAGGUCAUGCCGUUCGGGCUAAAGAAUGCGAGGGCAACAUACCAGAGGCUAGUUACCACUAUGUUUAAGGAACAACUCAGCCGCACCAUGGAAGUAUACAUCGAUGACAUGGUGGUGAAAUCUAAGGAAAAGCAUGCCCAUUUAGCCAACUUAUCAGAGACCUUUGGCAUUCUCUAA